CCCCCACAUAACCAUCUCCGUCAAAAACCACGUGAACAGAUUUUUUGGAACACAUGAAACAAUCCACGGCUAUACGUACACCAUGGAAAACCCCGUGCUUAGAUUGGCAACCAAGCGACAUGACAUGAACCUUGACAGCAACCGAACUGGAAACGGGGCUAUAAUUUGGCCCCCUGGGCUUCCAUCGGAGGAUAUUCCUUUCAAUGACAACGAGGUUAAUGAGUAUUUGUAUUCCUGCCUUGAAGAAUUGACCAAGAAAUAUCUAGGCUAGAAGAGCAUCUUUAUGAUGUAUGCGGCGACUCUUCUU
Molecule: messenger RNA, 307 nt
Organism: Xylona heveae TC161
Lineage: Eukaryota; Fungi; Ascomycota; Xylonomycetes; Xylonales; Xylonaceae
Exons: 1
Coding region: 83-271 (62 amino acids)
Source: RefSeq, a predicted model, not a curated record